AUGUUUAUCUGGUAUACACGCUAUUAUCCUAUCAGGGGAGUCCCCCUUAAUCACAGUGAACAGUAUACAUUAGCUGUGAUGGCGAAGUCGUUUAAUUUCACGUUUAUAGUACGCGGGAAAGUGCAAGGUGUAUUUUUUAGAAAAUACACAAAGAUAGAGGCCGAUAAACUUGGGAUAAAGGGAUACGUACAAAACCAUGUCGAUGGAAGCGUCGUAGGUGCAGGUCAGACCGUUGAAAAACAGGCAAUGGAAUCUUUUAGACACUUUUUAGAACAUGUAGGAUCACCCAAUUCUGUUAUUGAAUCAUGUACCUUCGAAUUCAAUGAAGAGGAUGGAUCACACAAAUACGAUUCCUUCAGUAUAAAAUAUUGA
Theileria equi strain WA is the source of this 372-nucleotide messenger RNA. Its product is annotated as acylphosphatase, putative. The transcript has a single exon. NCBI's taxonomy places the organism in Eukaryota, Apicomplexa, Aconoidasida, Piroplasmida, Theileriidae. Gene Ontology annotation, molecular function: acylphosphatase activity. The coding region runs from base 1 to 372 and encodes 123 amino acids. The record is from RefSeq and is a predicted model, not a curated record.